Molecule: messenger RNA, 938 nt
Organism: Drosophila busckii
Lineage: Eukaryota; Metazoa; Arthropoda; Insecta; Diptera; Drosophilidae
Product: replication stress response regulator SDE2
Exons: 2
Coding region: 122-877 (251 amino acids)
Cellular component (GO): nucleus
Source: RefSeq, a predicted model, not a curated record
ACAAAAAGAGUGGCAACACUUCCAAACGUUUGCAUCACGGCUUUCUCUGUCUAGCAUACAUAUGUACGUACAAAGAGAGCAAAGAGGAAUACGCAAAAAAGUACAAUAAACGAAAGCCAAAAUGGUGAUUAAUAUUUUUAUAAACAAUAAACGGUUAAUUACUGUCAAUACCAGUACAAUACAAUAUGCACAAAUUUGCGAACAUAUCGAAAAGGCAACACAAUUGCAAACUGACGAUUACUACCUCACAAGCAAUGGCAAGCGUUUUGAUGGAGACAUAGCAGAUCAGCAUGAACUGCAUAAUAUCCAUUGUAUAUUGCGCCAGGUUGGUGGCAAAGGUGGAUUUGGAUCAAUGCUACGCGCCAUUGGUGCACAGAUUGAAAAGACCACAAACCGCGAGGCUUGUCGCGAUUUGAGCGGACGACGCUUGCGUGACAUAAACGAGGAGAAACGCUUGAGGGCUUGGCUGGAUAAGCAAGGCGAACGUGAACGCGAGGCAGAGGAACGCAAGAAACGGAAAAUUGAAAAACUCUUGGCAACGCCAAAGCAUGAAUUCAAAGAUGAUCAAUAUGAAGAGGCACGUGCGAAGCUCACUGAAAAAGUGAAUGAUGCAUUAGAAGAGGGCCUGAAGCAGGCCGAGGAAGCCAAGAUUAGUGCAACAGAUGACAAGAAGACAGAUGUGGAUGCUUGCGGCGCAACCAGCAGCAAGGCAGACCUGGGAUGUAAAAGAAAAAGCGGCACUAAGGACAAAGCGAAGGCCAAUAAAAAGAAAAAGGGUGCACUCUGGAUUGGCGAUGACAUUUCCGGCAGCGAUUCUGACGACUCUGAUGACAGCGAAGACGAAGCUAUUGCAAGCAAAAAGGCAAUUAAAAUUUAAGUUUUAUUGGUUAUAAAUUAAGCGCUAAUUAAUGUAAGUAAGUAAAUAAAUAAACUUUGAU